Wickerhamiella sorbophila is the source of this 375-nucleotide messenger RNA. Its product is annotated as DNA-directed RNA polymerase I subunit RPA12. Lineage: Eukaryota; Fungi; Ascomycota; Dipodascomycetes; Dipodascales; Trichomonascaceae. Bases 1 to 375 code for a protein of 124 amino acids. Gene Ontology annotation, cellular component: RNA polymerase I complex. The transcript has a single exon. Gene Ontology annotation, biological process: DNA-templated transcription; termination of RNA polymerase I transcription. Gene Ontology annotation, molecular function: DNA-directed RNA polymerase activity; zinc ion binding; nucleic acid binding. The record is from RefSeq and is a predicted model, not a curated record.
AUGUCGGUUGUGGGAUCGCUGAUUUUUUGCACUGAUUGUGGCAAUUUGCUGAACAGCAUCACCGAGAAAAUGGCUGUUAUAAAAUGCGAUAUGUGCCAACGAGACUACGACACUAAAAACUUCGAAGACCUCCACGUUGUCACCGAAUCUGCCCCCACAGCCUUCCCCUCUGCUUUAAGACUUAAACGAUCUGCCGUCAAAACCACACUGCACGAUCAUGAGGUUGAGGAAGGUGCAGUUAUCAAGGAGCGCUGUCCAGAGUGCGGCAAUGACGAGAUGCGUUUCCACACUCUGCAGCUGCGCAGUGCCGACGAGGGUGCCACUGUGUUUUACACUUGUACGAACUGCGGCUACAAGACGCGGGUUUCCAAUUAA